AUGUUCCCCUUCGAUGGUACGUAUAUUGAUAUUACCAAUGGCAAGAUGGUUCGGCCCAAGCACCAUUCGAGCAAGGACAAGAAGGAUCACAAGGUCUCUACCCAUUCGUCCAAGAAGCACCACCCGGAAUCUCAGAAGAGACAUUCCAGCCACUCCUACACCAGUACCACCCACGAGGACCACCCACCCCACCACACCGCGGAAGAUUGGAAGGACCAUGACCCGGCUCUCCGGAUCCCCUUUUCCUCCACCGACUACGAAUCGGAGGCGGUGUGUUCCCUCUCGGCGGCGAAACUGGUGAUCUCGCCGAGCUUCUGCUUCGAGGACGCCUUGUGGGCGGGCUGCUCGCGGCAGCUGGCCGGCUGGAGCAACGUGAAGACGCGGGUGGGGCUGGGGACGACGAAGCGACUCUGCUCGGUGGUCCUGGACACCGGUGCCCCGUUUAGCAUCAUGAGACCCGACCACGCGCGCGAUAUCCCCGGGGCCGAGAUCCGUCCCUGCGAGUCACCCUUCCCGGUGCAUAGCUGGGACCAGGAGGACGUCCAGCACGAGGUGACCGAAUACGCGGUGUUCCACAUGUUCAUCCCCGAGCAUCUGGGCCGGCCCAACGCGGACCGGCGCUGGGCACGCAUCGUCGUCCGGGCCUUUUGCGUUCCCGGGACGUCGGACACCUUGUCUCUCGUGCUGGGCUCCUCCCUCAUGGCCCAGGAGGGGAUCAUCCUCGACCUCAAAAAUGGCGUCGGAGUGGUGGACCCAGUUGAUCUGGAGUUCCGCCUGGAUAUGGAUUAUAAUCCCGAGGCGGCGCAUCGUAAUCUCCAGUGA
Molecule: messenger RNA, 822 nt
Organism: Aspergillus uvarum CBS 121591
Lineage: Eukaryota; Fungi; Ascomycota; Eurotiomycetes; Eurotiales; Aspergillaceae
Exons: 1
Coding region: 1-822 (273 amino acids)
Biological process (GO): proteolysis
Molecular function (GO): aspartic-type endopeptidase activity
Source: RefSeq, a predicted model, not a curated record